GUAUAGCCGGGACUAGAACAAAAACCAAGUAGAUACAGACAGAUACUCGCACUCGCAUAAUGAUUGUAUUUUCGCUGCUACUCGUGUGGUGCAUGGCCUGCGCGCAUGCGGAGACCUUGACCGACUUCAACUUGAACCCACUGAAUGCUACGGCCACAGAGCCACCGGGGAUGUGGCGCCAGGCGAAGCGACGCAGCACCCUGGAGGAUACUUGCAUCACCACCAGCGGCGUCACGGGCACCUGUCUCUCCCGCUUCAAGUGCAUGCGGCAGUCGGGCACGGUCAAUGGCUACUGCGGCACCUACGGCGUCUGCUGUGAAACCAACAUGCAGAGCGGAUCGAGCACGCGCCAGAAGCGGAUCAUCAUCAAGAAGCCCGCGACACUGACCAGCGAUCUGACCACCUACACCAUUGAGGCGUACAGCGUCAACGUCCAGCAGCUGCGCAUCGACUUUGAGCAGUUCGAGCUGCAGCAGCCCAUCCUCACGGACGCGAUGCUCGAGUGCCAGGACUACUUCGAGGCGGGCGGCUUCAAGCUGUGCGGCGUCAACACGGGCCAGCACCUCUAUCUGCCCUUCAAUGUGGCCGCCGGCAUCGAGCAGGUGACCCUCACCUUUGCCGUGCCCACAAGCUGGACGGGCACCAACUGGCGUCUGAUCGUGACCCAGCUGGAGGGUCCGGCGGCCAGCACCAAGCGCCGCUCGAGUGCGGCCAGUAGCACCUUCACCGGCAGCACCAACACGCUGCAGGAUCUGCGCAACAUCUUCGCCUCACACCACGCCGACUACGAGCUGCUCGCUCCGGCGGGCUGCCAGCAGUUCUACACAGAGCCGACGGGCACCAUUCGCAGCUUCAACUACCAGGCGAUGCUCGGCAGCAACUAUAUGCCCGAUCUGAACUAUAACAUCUGCAUCAAGUCGGUGGCCAGUGCCAGCAUGAUUGAAUACGCCUUCAGCAAGUUCUCGAUGGCGAUGCAGAUUGGAGAUGCCGAGGGAUAUGACGAGUUCUGCCAUGCCACCGUCCACACGACGGGCCGACAGGAGGACUACCUCAUGAUACCGCAGGGCAUUCUGGCCAAGAACACCGCCUAUCAGCCCACCUACUACUGCGGCACCAAUGACAACCUGCUGGUCUAUGCCUCUCCACCCUACCUCAUGCACUUCUCGAGCGAUGAGCUGACUCUGGACGAGGCCAUGGAGACGGGCUUCAGCCUGACGUAUCGCCUGAGGACCUCCAUCCUGUAGUCGCUGGACUGGCAGUUCGUCUUAAGUGGCCAUUUAAAUAGGUUUUUGAUAGGUUUUUGUAUCAGGUUAUCCUAGAAUUUAAUAAACUAGAUUCCAAUGUC
Molecule: messenger RNA, 1345 nt
Organism: Drosophila obscura
Lineage: Eukaryota; Metazoa; Arthropoda; Insecta; Diptera; Drosophilidae
Exons: 4
Coding region: 60-1244 (394 amino acids)
Source: RefSeq, a predicted model, not a curated record